This is a messenger RNA of Aspergillus steynii IBT 23096, 1952 nucleotides long. Its product is annotated as Zn(II)2Cys6 transcription factor. The annotation marks the transcript as partial. Lineage: Eukaryota; Fungi; Ascomycota; Eurotiomycetes; Eurotiales; Aspergillaceae. The record is from RefSeq and is a predicted model, not a curated record. Gene Ontology annotation, biological process: regulation of DNA-templated transcription; DNA-templated transcription. Gene Ontology annotation, molecular function: DNA binding; DNA-binding transcription factor activity, RNA polymerase II-specific; zinc ion binding. The transcript is spliced from 9 exons.
AACCAUCAUGGCGCAUCGAGUGCGCCGAAGACAGCAAUUAGACCGCGUGGCUAAUGCAUGUGAACCGUGUAAGAAGAGAAAGACCAAAUGUUCUGGGAAGAACCCAUGCGAACCCUGUAUCGCUCGCCAGGUCGAAUGCAUCUUUCGAGAGGCUGAGAAGAAGAUUCUUGUCUCAGAAAGCUAUUUGAGAGAAUUACAGCAAAUAUAUGCAUCAAUGCAUAGCGGAUCUAACCAUGAUAGUACGCAUGAAGAACAGAGACCGGCUCCAGAAGCUGAUAUACCGUCAAGAGAUGUGACCACAGCCGCGGAAGAGCAAAUCACCAAUCCUCUAGUGUCUACAACGUCUUUCUACCUCAGAGAGACUUCGGGAUAUUAUCGCUUUUGUGGUCCAUCAUCAACUUGGUCGUUUUCCCAGCGCAUCUUCCUACUACUGAAAAACGAACUCCCUGGUUUCCCUGCCCCAGAUCUUCCGUUUCAUAUCGAUGGAAGUACGUGGGAGUUGAAGUGGAGCCGGGCCAGCCUAGACAACAUUUCGAUGCUGGAAGGGCUUCCUUCUCUAAGUGAUUCUCUCUACCUUCUCAAUGUCGUCAAAUUCCACUGUUAUCAUAUGCUAUUCCUAUACGAUGAGGAUGAAUUCAUACCUCACUUGCAUGAGCUCUACGAAAAGGGAGUUGAAAAAGCCAAAGCAAUGCCUUUGUGGUUCGUUCAAUAUCUGCUGAUCAUUGCUGUUGCAAAAGCUCUUCUAGCAGCGUCAAGGGGCCCAAGGUCACCCCCAGGGGCGGCGUUCUUCGAGCGUGCAAUGUCACUUAUGCCUGACUUCGUGGAAAUACACCGACACCCUAAUUUAGGAAUGCAAGUCUCGUACCUGGCAGGCUUUUAUUUGAUCUCAGUGGAUAUGAAAGAUGCCGCAUAUGCUUAUAUAGGACAAGCCCUGCGGAUGUGCAUGAUCGAAGGCCUAUAUAGAGAUCCCCCAAAUGAUAUUUUCGGGAUCAAAUUCGCAAACCAAUGCCGAAACAUCUGGUGGACGACGUAUAUAUUAGAGCGUCAGAUUUCGGCCAUGAUUGGGGCCCCGUGCUCUGUUCAAGAUGCCGAAGUCACUUGCUCCCUGCCUGUAUCCUAUGACAAUUCGGAAAUGGCUCUUGUUCUAACGAUGCAUGCUAAACUGUCACGGAUUUUGGGUGACAUUCUAAAUUCUGUGUAUACAGCGGACAAUCGACGGAGACGAUCCUUUAUAUCCACAGUGCAAUCGGUUCUUAGAGAUAUGGCUCAUAUUCUCCGGGAUAUUGAGGACAUCUUUGCAGACACGGCACAUCCUUCGCUUCGUACCCUCUCAACCACGUCUAGCCAUCUGUAUCUAAGGUAUCAUCAAUGUAUUAUUCUAGCAACGCGUCCGUUAUUUCUUUACCUCUUGAUAAACAGGUUGAAGAAAUCGCCCCAUUCACGAGAAGACGAUGAUACAUCCAUUCCAUCCCAACUCAGACCACUGCUGGAAGCUUCGGUACAGUCCGCGAAGAUAUCGAUCCGGACAUUAUCCUUGCUUCAUGAGCAGUCGUCUCUCGAGCCAUUUCUUCCUUUCGACCUCGACAGCCUCUUUUCUGCCGCAUUUAUUAUCAUACUUGCAGGUUUUAUCGACGUUUGCUUGAUUCCAGACUUGCCAAGCUAUAUUACUGCAAUUUCACGGAUGCUGAAUGAGUUCAUAGCCAAGGGAAACAUGGCGGCUCAGAUGCGCAAGAAAGAACUGGAUCUUCUUCAACAUAUGACGCAGCAAAUUCUUGUCAACGAGGGAAGUAAAAAGGAUGGUGGCGGAGAGAACGUAAACAGCGACCUUGGUCAAGAGAUCACUGCCGAUUUGGAUGGCGAGGAGUGGCUUCUGGCCGACGAGGAUAUCGGCAUGAGUUAUACGCAGGUGUUAAGUCUAGCCCAGCAGUUGGAUACCGUCGAUGGCAGCGUAU